This is a messenger RNA of Pezoporus occidentalis (night parrot), 3825 nucleotides long. RefSeq names its product G-protein coupled receptor 183-like. The record is from RefSeq and is a predicted model, not a curated record. NCBI's taxonomy places the organism in Eukaryota, Metazoa, Chordata, Aves, Psittaciformes, Psittacidae. Gene Ontology annotation, cellular component: membrane. Gene Ontology annotation, biological process: G protein-coupled receptor signaling pathway; B cell activation involved in immune response. Gene Ontology annotation, molecular function: G protein-coupled receptor activity; oxysterol binding. The coding region runs from base 910 to 1977 and encodes 355 amino acids. The transcript has 2 exons.
AAAAUAUAUGUUUCACUGAAAUUAUGUAAUUUUCCCAGAAUCAGAGUUAAACGAGUUUGUACAAUAAUAGAUAUUGUACAUUUUACAAGCAUUUAUAGAAAGACCUAUGAAUGGCUGUGACAAUUACGCACAUUAUCUAUGGACCAAAACUAUUAAAACUUUACAAUGAAAAUAAAAUUAUGCAGUUAAUACGCUGUAGCUAGUUACUGCAAUAGACCUGUCUGUCGUAAAUCUUAGAUUAUUUCUUCCUCACAUAUGUUUAAGUUUAAUUUUACCUAAAUUUCAAGGAAGAAACGAGUAGAAGAUAGAUGUCAUGCUGGGAGUGUGAACAAGUAAUAAGAAGCAUUUAAAUAAGAGAAACAAAACAAAAUCCCUCACUGACUUAUCCAGGUGCCUAUAGAAACCCAUACCAUUUUCUGCAAAACAGCAGUCUGUUACACUUAAGUCAAACAAGAGCCACCCAUACACUUCUAUAAGGGAAAAGCAAAAUCUGGAGAAAAGUAUACCAGAACUAGUCUCAGGGUAAUAACUACUGUAUUAACCAAUUAUCAAACACACUAACACCAAGAAUCAGAGAAUGAUGCAGAAAUAACUAAUAUAAAAUUACAGAUAUUCUUAAAUCUGCACUAGGGCUGGACUUGCUAUUUACCAGCUUAAUUCCAUUAUUCAAACCACAAAACUCCCACUCCAGACUUGACUUCCAAUGCUGAAUGCACUUUUUCCACCUCUCAACACAUGGUACAUCCUUUAUAGGUUUCUAAGAAUCAGAACACCAUACAUCAGUCAGAAAUCACCCGUCUUUCCUACUGCCUGUGCAACCACAGCAAACACAGGCUUAAUAUACUCUCUGGAUGCUAAUUUCUUCCUUAAACGUCUACUGAGCUUCCUGGAACAACAGUGGUUACAGAAAUGGACACUUUCACAGUUUCUCAGACAAGCAAUUCCACUUGUGAUUUAUAUGAGCACAAAGAUACUGCACGGAUACUACUGUCUGUCUUCUACAGCUCCAUCUUAAUUCUUGGGGUGCUUGGAAAUGCCAUUGCCCUCACUGUCAUUUUUAAAAACAGAAAGAAGAUCAACUCUACAACCCUCUAUUCAACAAACCUUGUCUUCUCUGAUCUCCUGUUCUGCAUUGCCUUGCCCACAAGGAUAGCCUACUACGCCCUGGGAUUUCACUGGCCAUUUGGAGAAGCAUUAUGUCGAAUAACUGCUCUCUUGUUCUACGUCAACACCUAUGCAGGUGUAAACUUUAUGACAUGUUUGAGCAUUGACAGGUUUUUUGCUGUUGUCCACCCCUUCCGAUACAAGAUCAGAAGGAUUAAAUAUGCCAAGGGCAUUUGUGUCUUUAUCUGGUUUCUUGUAUUUAGUCAAACUUUCCCAUUACUGAUACAACCCAUGUCACAGGAAGAAAAAGGAAGGACUACGUGCAUGGAAUACCCAAACUUUGAAAAAAUAGCACAUCUACCAUUUAUACUUCUUGCUGCCUGUUUAGUAGGGUACCUUAUUCCCCUGGGGAUUAUACUAUUCUGUUACUCUCAGAUUAGCUGCAAACUGUUUCAAACGGCCAAAGAAAAUCCACUGACUGAAAAAUCAGGGAUAAACAAAAAAGCCAUCAAUACAAUCAUAUUUGUAAUUAUAGUGUUCAUCAUCUGCUUUACCCCUUAUCAUGUUGCAAUCAUACAACACAUGAUUAAGAAGCUUCAGAAAGAACCCUCGUGCACUGAAAAUAAAAUUUUCCAGAAGUCACUCCAUUAUACCGUGUUUCUGAUGAAUUUUAACUGCUGCCUAGAUCCUUUCAUCUAUUUCUUUGCAUGCAAAGGAUACAAGAGAACUGUACUGAAAAUACUGAGACAGCAAGUAAGUGUAUCAAUUUCAAGUGCUGUCAGGUCACAUCAUGAAGAAAGUUCACGUGACAUGGGAGAAACGCAAAUGAUGGUACUUGCAAAAUCUUCCAAUGGAAAGCUACCUGAAAAAUAAAGUCUGUACUGCAGAGGAGCAAGCUUAAAAUAACAGGGUAAAACCCACUGUCAAAACUGUUAGUGCUCCCUCUACAGCAGCUUAAGUAAGAUUCUGUUUCUCAGGAUGUCAGGAAAUCAAGGAGUGACACUGGACUGAGAAAGAAUUGUCACAGGACAGCAGGGAAACUCAGCAUUAUAAUUUCCUAGCUGUAUCAUUUUGACUGAUCUCAUUUUUUCCAGGAAAUAUGCACUCCUGUGAAUGCUCAAAUUCCAUACCGCACAUACGUAUGUCUGGAUGUUACUAACUCAAGCAAAGACUCAAUUCACACUUUGGAUGUCUGAGAAUGGUUUGAACACAAAUAGCUUACAAUUCAGACUGACUACAACCAGAUCACCUGAAAAUUGCAAGAGCUCUACCUGAGCUCCACUUACAGCAGUGGUUUUGUUAUCCAAGUCACGUAACCAAAGGAAACCAAACUUUGAGAUAAAAUGGACAAUUUCUGUGUAUGUUUGACUAUCACAAAUGCUUAAUUUGGAGGUGACACUGAUCUUCUAGUAUCUGGAGCACUGUCUUACUGGACAAUUCACACAGAUAACAUUGUCAGAUGUAAUACAUGAAAAAUUAAUGAGCUAUUUGGUUUUCCCCAACACUGAAUAUCUCCCAUAUGUUAAAUCACUCAUCUUUGCAAGGUGUAUUAUCUCUUUAUUCCUUUUCCUUAAGGAGAACAUUUCUUUUAGUAUGUAUUAUAAAAAGUCUCUACUCUGGUUGUAUAUAAGUUAUUUAUAAUCACAAAAGGUAAAUUGAAGCAAGAGACUGAACUAUGAAAACUGCUGUUUCAGUUAAAAGAGCAGUGAUAAAGGGCUCUUCAGAACUUCUACUCAAGUCAGACACGGACACAAGACAAACGUUUUAGAAACAGAAAUAAAUGUUCAGUUGAAGCCAACAAAAAGUAAAUGAAUGUGUUAAUUCUGAUGAUGUGAGAUGGUCACCUCUCAAUAAAUGAGAAUAGCAGGGACUAGCUGGGAAAGAACAAGCUUUCUCAUCACUCCUUCAUACAGCAUAUAUGGGAUCCCUCUGGGCACACUGAAAUUGGGCCAAGAAAGACACCAAAUGAUUUAAACAUAUCCUGCUGAAAUAGCCUCAAUACAGGUUGAGUAUCCAGGAUGCAAGCCCUGGGUUCCUGCUAUCGUGCCCUUCCGUCACGUCUCCGUUUCCUUCCCUGCUUUAUUGCUGGCCCUCUUGUCUUUUCUUUUGAUUUCUAUCUUUAUUGAAUAUGCCUUCACCUGCCAACACGACUUGGUAAUUGCACCAUGAGGUUGUGAUGGAAAAGGAAAAUUAAAGAGUGCCUGGUAAUUACUGCUAAAAGCUCUGCCAGAUGUCAGAAUAAACGUUAUUUAUUGCAGCUGUAUCUCUCUGGCAUUAAGGCUGUACUGGAAGUCAAACAAACACAGUUACAUUUGUCAUCUUUGUGACUCCUUCCUUCCUCACGUGUUGACCUCCGCCUACCUGCAAACAUGGAAGGGUCAUAUCUGAACAGCAGUAAGGAAACAUUCAAUUAACAAUUACUUUCUUAUGGGAAAGAAAAUGCAAAAGACCCUAUAUUUCAUGCCACUUUGUCAAAAUCGAGUUUCUAGUUAAAAAAAGACACUAUGAAGCUACAGGUAAACAAUUUUUAACAGGAGUUAAUUCUGUAUGCUAUAUCAGUUCUGUUCUUGCCAGCUUUUUUAAUAAACUAUUUUUAAAUAUUAUCUAAGAAUUUGUUCCUACCAGACUAAGCAAAUGAUAACCCGAUAAAGCCAAAGAUAGAUCCUUCAUUAAUACCUAGAAGCUGUAAAAAUAAAAAUACAUGUAUAAUUAACAUCACAA